This is a messenger RNA of Oldenlandia corymbosa var. corymbosa, 4605 nucleotides long. The record is from the annotation of a GenBank genome assembly. NCBI's taxonomy places the organism in Eukaryota, Viridiplantae, Streptophyta, Magnoliopsida, Gentianales, Rubiaceae.
AUGUCUUCGAGAAGAGGCGGCUAUAGAAGAGGAGGCAAACAAUCUCAAUUUCAUCAUCCCCGCCAGCACGAUCGAAACGACGAACUAUGGACUGUUAAACCCAUUCACGAUGACGCCGGAAUUGCGACUUCAAGUUCCGACCAGAAUGCCAAUCAUCCGACGACAACAGCCCAAUCAGCGGGUGUUGCGGAAUUCGUCCCGAGGAAUCGGAAAUUUCAGCAGAAUAGGAGGAAUUCGAGGAGGGAUAAGCAGAACCGACGACCGGAGGUGGGUUCUGUCAGUUCCAGUGAAAGGAGCUAUGAAGAGGAGAAAAGUAUUGAACAACCUAGCAUCUCAAAUAGUUGUGAUUCGAGGUUAAAUGGAAGUGGGAAAUGUUCCGGAGACGUUGAAUUGAAGAGGGAUGAUGAUAAAUUUGAAAAUGUAGAUGUUAACGAGAAUGACGAGGAAAGGAAGCCUCAAGGAUCUGUUUCCGGUGACGAGGAGGAGGUCGAUGAGGUACAGAGAAGGUUACAAGAAUUUUCGUUGAUUUUUCAGGAGCCUGAGUUGUUGGAAGAGCAGCUAAAGGUCAAUGAUCAAGCGCAGGAGGAUGAGUUACUCGCUAUGGAGGCCAUUUAUGGAGACACCAUGUUCAUCCUUGACAGACAGAAUGGCUUGCGAUGUUUCCAGAUUCACAUUCACGUCGACACACCAAAGGAAGUUUCUGUAUCUGUGAACCUGAGUUCAUCCACUGUCCUUGAGAGAGAAGUUGAUACACCAGAAUUCUCCUAUUCUUUUAAAGUCGAUUAUCUGCCGCCAAUUAUAUUGACCUGUGUAUUACCUCACUCAUAUCCAAGUCACAGCCCCCCUUACUUUACUAUUUCUGUUCUGUGGUUAAAUUCUGCUAAAAUUUCCACUCUUUGUGGUAUACUGGACUCAAUUUGGAAUGAACAAUCAGGGCAAGAAGUUAUAUACCAAUGGGUGGAAUGGUUACGUAGUUCUUGCCUACCUCUUCUUGGUUUUGAUCGAGAAAUAAUACUUGGACCCUGUGGUGGAUUACAUGAAGGAGACAAGCGUGCGAUUUCUAGGAGUGUCUCUGCCGAGGUCGAUAUUCCAUUGAUCAAAAGUUAUAAUGACGAGCAGCGCAGUGAGAACUUCUCUAAAGAUCUCCACGAGUGCUGCAUUUGUUUUAGCGAGUUCCCAGGCACAGAGUUUGCCAGACUGCCUUGCCAGCAUUUCUUCUGCUGGACAUGCAUGAAAACCUAUGCCGAAAUGCAUGUGAAAGAAGGCACUGUUAACAAGCUUCUAUGCCCUACUGCAAAAUGUUGGGGCAUGAUUCCACCUGGUUUACUGAGACGAUUACUUGGUGAUGACGAAUAUGAAAGGUGGGAGUCAAUGUUGUUGCAGAAGACAUUAGAGUCAAUGUCUGAUGUGACUUAUUGCCCAAGGUGUGAAACAAUUUGCAUUGAGGAUGAAGAUGAACAUGCACAAUGCUCGAAAUGUUUCUUUAGCUUUUGUACCCUAUGUAGGGAGCGGCGGCAUGUUGGAGUUGUAUGCAUGACCCCAGAGAUGAGGCUUCAAGUUUUGAUGGAGCGGCAGAAUUCAUCUCAACUUAAACCAGAGCAUAAGCGGCGCGAGAAAGAAAUGAUCAAUGAUAUGUUAAGUAUGAGAGAAAUAAAUACUUUUGCAAAGCAAUGCCCUUCAUGUAAUAUGGCUAUCUCAAGGACGGAAGGUUGUAACAAGAUGGCAUGUGGUAAUUGUGGAAGCUAUUUUUGCUAUCUCUGCAAGAAGCAAAUUGAUGGAUAUGAACAUUUCAGGAAUGGAAGUUGCAAUCUUUUCCCAGCAGAAGAAAUCCAGAGGUGGGAGGAAGUAAAUGCUCGUCAAGUCAUUGGUCAAAUCCAAGCUCAACUGUACGCUGGUAAUGGUCACCCAUGCCCAAAUUGCCGCCAGUUUAAUGUAAAGGCGGGAGAUUUGAAAAUUAAGAACAAUACAAGGUCGGUCUACAUUAGGGACGAAGAAGAAGAAGAAGAAGAAGAAGAAGAGUCCUCUCCACCUCGUGUUUCUUCCCAAAAGAAAAAGAAAAUGGUCGAGGUUCGCAAGAGUGAUAGGGUUAGUAAACCGGCCAAGAAGUAUACUCCCGGCGACGGGGCUAUAAGGAAGAAAAGGUCGUCAAAGGACAUCAUGGCGAAAUAUAUGAUGAUGAUUCGCGAAAAUGAAAUCAUUGGGUAUAGUGAUAGGGGCGGCUGCAGAGCAGAAGGCAAACAUCCUCACGAUCACAGCGAAUUUGGGCCAUCAAGUUCACAGCAGAGUUUCAAUCAUCCCUCAAAAACAGCCCGAGGAAAGGGCUUUGCGGAAUUCAAUCCAAGUAACCGAAAAUUUCGCCAUAAUCGGAGAAAUUCGAGGUCCGAUACUUGGAAUCGACGAUCCCAGGUGGUUAAGGAUCAACCCGUCGAGAUGGGCUCUUUGAGUACUGAUGAAAGAAAUUAUGAAGCCGGGUCUGAUGUGGGCUGUCAGAAUAUUACUCAAUCCAGGUUCAACGAAAGAGGCAAUUUUUCUGGAGACGAGGAAUUGAAGAGGGAUGGUGAUAAUGGUGAGUUUGUAGAAGUAAAGGAGGACGAUGAGGAGGAGGAAAGAAAGUCUCAAGGGCGUGGUUCCAGUAACGAACAGGUCGAUGAUUUAGAGGAAAGGUUACAAGAAUUGUUGUUGAGUUUAGAGGAGCUUGAGUUGCCUGAAGAGCAGCUAAGCAUCAACGAUCAAGCUCAGGAAGAUGAGUUACUAGCUAUGGAGUCCAUUUAUGGAGACAACAUGUUCAUCCUUGACAAACACAAUGGUCUGAAAUCUUUCCAGGAAGUUUCUGUAUGUGUGAACCUGGGUUCAUCCACUGCCCUUGAGGCUGAAGAUGAUUUGCCAGAAUUCUCGUACUCAUUUGAAGUCCAGUAUCUGCCACCAAUUGAGGUUAUAUACCACUGGGUGGAGUGGUUACAUAGCUCUUGCUUUCCUUUUCUUGGUUUUGAUAAUGAAAUUACACUUGGACCUUAUGAUGUAUCGUAUGAAGGGGAUAAGCGUGCCAUUUCUGGAAGCAUCUCUGCAGAGGUCGAUGUUCCAUUAAUCAAAAGCUAUGAUGACGAGCAGCAGUAUAAGAACUUCUCUAAAAAUCUCCACGAGUGCUGCAUUUGUUUUAGCGAGCUUCCUGGCAUGGAAUUUGCUAGAUUGCCAUGCCAGCAUUUCUUCUGCCGGACAUGCAUGAAAACCUAUUCUGAAAUGCAUGUGAAAGAAGGCACAGUUAACAAUCUUCUGUGCCCUAGUGCAAAAUGUGGGGGCAUGAUUCCACCUUGUUUGCUAGGACAACUACUUGGCGAUGAUACAUAUGAAAGAUGGGAAUCAAUGAUGCUACAGAAGACAUUGGAGUCAAUGUCUGAUGUGAUGUACUGCCCAAGGUGUGAAACAUUUUGCAUCAAGGAUGAAGAUGAACAUGCACAAUGCUCAAAAUGUUUCUUUAGCUUUUGUACUCUAUGCGGGGAGCCACGCCAUGUUGGAGCUCCUUGCAUGGACCCAGAAGUGGAACUACAGAUUUUGAAGGAGCGCCAAGGAUCAUCUCGGCAUGAACUUCAACUUAAACAAAUUACGCCUGAGCAAAAAAAGCAGCAAGAUAAGAUCAAUGCGAAACUUAGUGAGCGAUUAAUAAAAGUCACAGCAAAGAAAUGCCCUUCCUGCAAGAUUUAUAUCUCUAGGACAGAGGGUUGUAACCAUAUGUUCUGUCGUAAUUGUGGAGACGAGUUCUUCUAUAACUGUGGUAAGAGAAUUGACGGAUAUGAACAUUUCAGGAAAGGACAUUGUAAUCUCAUCCCAGACGUAGGAAAAGUUACAAGGUCUUAUGUACUUCCGGGGUGGGAGGCAAGGAUGAAUGCUCGCCGAGUCCUUGAUAUGCAAGUUCAAAAUCUUUCUGUUGAUGGUCAUCCAUGUCCUACUUGUCGUCAAUUAAAUGCGAAGCUUCUUGCUCUUUACUCUUUAGCCUCUUGCGAGGAGGAUGGCGAUCACAUGGAAGAUAAUCACGCAGAAGAUAAUGGGGACUAUACAUCGAUAAGUGAUCAAAGCAAUGAAGACCAAUCAAUAUCUGAAGGAAGUCGGGAGAGCGAUGAAGAGGUCGAAAACAAAUUCGCCACAAAGGACAUGCACAUAUAUCGUUCACAGGGGACUUGUUUUAAGAAUAAGGAAGAUGCAAAAAAUGGUAUUACAGCAUGGAACAUAGAGCAAAAGAGAGAGUUUUAUGUGAAGGAAAGUAAUGGUUCAACAUGGUAUAUUUGGUGCAAAUCCCUAAAAGAGUCAACCCCUAAGGGUUAUGUUCCUUGCCGUUGGAAGGAAGAAUACGUGAAGUCGUGGAAAUGUAUUACGCCGGUCCCAACUGACUUGUGGGAAGACUUCAAGAAAAAAGAAAAGAAAGCCGUGCAACACAAAGUCAACCGUUAUGGUGCUAUUAAUGGCAAGUUCAAGGUGAAAAGUAGAGCCCGACUUGGUGGUAAAGGGGACAACACGUACACUGUGAAAUAUGAAGAGAAGAAUUGUUCUUGCAAGAAGUGGCAAGAGUAUAGGUUCCCUUGUAAACAUGCACUAGCCGUGGGUCGGAAAUAA